Sitophilus oryzae (rice weevil) is the source of this 477-nucleotide messenger RNA. RefSeq lists its product as uncharacterized. Bases 1 to 477 code for a protein of 158 amino acids. NCBI's taxonomy places the organism in Eukaryota, Metazoa, Arthropoda, Insecta, Coleoptera, Curculionidae. The record is from RefSeq and is a predicted model, not a curated record. The transcript has 2 exons.
AUGUGUAUCGGCGGCGAACAACAGAACAUAAUCCUAGAACAGCAACAGCAAGAGAUAAAACACUGCCAAAAAUAUAAAUAUCUUGGCAUGCACAUUACCAACGAUGGUAGCCUUGAUGAAGAAAUUAAGUGCAGAAACAACCAGCGAAGACAAGCGAUUAGACAACUCAACAUUAAAAGUAUCAUUAGUUAUGGUAGUGAAGUAUGGCUUUUGAAAGAAAGAAACCUUAAGUUACUCGAAGCUACAGAAAUGGACUUUUGGAGGUGUACGGCCGGAAAAUCGAAACUGGAUAGAGUUAGAAAUGAAAGAAUUCAGAACAUCAUGGGCGUUAAACACAGAAUAUCAGAAGACAUCAAAAUUAACCAACUCAUGUGGUACGGGCACGUACAAAGAAUGGAAGAGAGCAGAAUCCUGAAAAAAUACUCAAUUGGACACCACAAGGCAAACGAAAGAGAGGGAGAUCUAGACGGAGUUUGA